Molecule: messenger RNA, 1390 nt
Organism: Phoenix dactylifera (date palm)
Lineage: Eukaryota; Viridiplantae; Streptophyta; Magnoliopsida; Arecales; Arecaceae
Source: RefSeq, a predicted model, not a curated record
CAGAGAGAGCCUUCUGAAGGAAACCAGGAUAUGAGAACGGAGGAGCAAGAGAGAUGGCUCCGAGCGUCCUUCUUUAUCGUUCUUCCGCUACGCACUUCCUCUUCUCCUCCAUUAAAUCCGGCUUCUACCGGCGAUUUCAGCGUGCAAUUCUCUUUCUUUCCUCCCCCUCGAUUCCAUUUUUUCCUUUCAUUUGGUGUUGGGUGACUUUGCUUCGUUAUUUUGCCCCUGCAGUCUGUUUGCUUCAACUUUCUCAACGAUUCCACUGGUUUUCCUUUUCAUUGACAUGGGGAGUUUGGCAAUCGCCAUCAUGUCAUGUCAGAUGCUAUGCGGUUGCAAAAGCCGGAAAGGUUCAGCUGCCCAAGAAGAGAAGGCGAUUGGAUGAGGUAUGUCUUGAAAGGUUCCAGCAAUAUAGCCGGACAUUCAUUCAAUCAUGGAUCAUACAAGGCAAAGUUUUUGUGGAUGGAAGAGUAGUAAACAAAGCUGGAACACCUGUAUCUGAGAAAUCAAUUGUAGAGAUAAAGGCUGAAGUUCCAAAAUACGUAUGUAGAGCAGGAUACAAACUAGAGGCUGCUAUUGAACAAUUUGGUGUGGAUGUUGUUGGAAAAGUAGCUCUUGAUUCAGGGUUGUCCACGGGUGGUUUUACAGAUUGUUUGCUUCAGCAUGGUGCAUCAUAUGUGUAUGGCGUUGAUGUUGGCUAUGGACAAGUGGCUGAUAAAAUUCGUCGAGAUGAACGUGUCUGUGUAAUUGAAAGAACAAAUUUAAGAUAUCUUCCAGGGCUACCACAACAAGUUGAUGUGGUGACUUUGGACCUAUCUUUCAUUUCUAUACUUCUGGUGAUGCCUGCUGUAGUCGAUGUUAUGAAGAUGGAGUCUACAUUGCUAACACUGGUUAAGCCUCAGUUUGAGGCUCGUAGAUCACAGGUGGGAGGAGGUGGAAUUGUGAGAGAUCCUCUGGUACAUCAAGAAGUUCUCGAGAGGAUAAUUAAGGGUGUUGAAGAUUUUGGAUUCUGUGCCAAAGGUUGGAUGGAGUCUCCUAUAAAGGGCGCUGAAGGAAACACUGAAUUCCUGGUUUGCUUUCAGAGAAUAUCCAAGGAGACAGCAUGACCUAAACAUGUUAAUAAUUUUCUCUGUUGCAUCUGAAAGAUGACAAGUCACCUACCUGUGGGAUGGCUAAAAUUCUCAAAGAAAAGCUGGGGAGGGUCUUUCUUCUUAACAAUCUCAAAGUUACAGCGAGUUUAACAUAUUCAACCAGAAUACAAUGCAAUGUUACCAACUGUUGUAAACUUGUAAUGAUAUGGCUUAUUUGUUUGCCACAAUGUUAAGAUAUGUAACAACGUUUGUUAUUUAACAACAUUACUUAGAUCAUUCCAAUUCAAUAUUGCUUAUUGAUA